This is a messenger RNA of Salvia hispanica, 582 nucleotides long. Its product is annotated as F-box/kelch-repeat protein At3g06240-like. The record is from RefSeq and is a predicted model, not a curated record. Gene Ontology annotation, molecular function: protein binding. Lineage: Eukaryota; Viridiplantae; Streptophyta; Magnoliopsida; Lamiales; Lamiaceae.
AUGGACUAUGCAAGGGUAUCUGGGUCUGUUAAGGGUCUAAUCUGUGUAAGCUCUUCUCGAGCUAUGCAACCGAUAGCCAUAUGCAAUCCUUUUCUAGGUCAACUGAAGAUUCUGCCACAUUCGCCCUCCUCUUCUUGUCACUCACCUCAAUGCAUCAUUCGCCACCAUGUUGGCGUUGGUUUCGAUGAAGAUUACAAAGUUGUGCAACUGGUGUCGUGCCAACAACACCGUCGCCUCCAAGCGAACCUGUAUUUGAAAAGGACGAAUUCUUGGAGGGGGUUGGCUAUCGAUCAAGAAUUUGUGAUCGAUAGCUCAAUAAUGUCAUUUUUCAAGCACGGCUCGUUUGCGCACUGGAGAGGAGGGUUGGGGGAGGAGAGGAUCAUACUGAGCUUUGAUAUGAAAAAUGAAGUGUUUCAGACAAUCAGAUUACCGGAUGAGAUGGUUGCCUCGGAGUAUGAGAUUCUUGUAUGUAAUCAUGCUUGUCAUCCAAAUGAGAUAUUUUCUUUAUGUGAUUUAGAGAAUGGGUUUAAGUUGAGGGUUUAUGAGUCUACAGAGGUUGGUGAUACUCUUUCCUUUCCGUAG